Racocetra fulgida is the source of this 132-nucleotide messenger RNA. Lineage: Eukaryota; Fungi; Glomeromycota; Glomeromycetes; Diversisporales; Gigasporaceae. The record is from the annotation of a GenBank genome assembly.
AUGCGAGAAAAUAAUAAAUAUCCUCUUGAAUACUUUAUUAAAAUGGAAGAAAAGGCAGAAGCACUUGUAAAAUAUGUUUCUGAUUUUUCAAGGAUUAGUCUAAUCAACAUGGCUAAGAAGGUAGAACGUUAG